AAACCUUAGUCAGAGGAAGUGACGGUUUUGACCAGAUGAGAUAUUGGGCUGGUUACCUUAGUAACUAACCAGCUGCAAAAAACACACACUCACACUCAAGUAGUGAGAGCAGGAGACAGCAUGGAAGAGCUCGAUUUGCUGUUGGAGGAGCUGGCCCUGAAUUCAGCGGGUUCAGAGAGUGUCGAUGAGAACAGGAGGAGCAAUGAUCCAGCUGAUGGCGAGGUGCCAGGUGCAGUUUGUGUUGGACUUACCAAGAAAGGAAAAAGUGCAGUCAACUCAAAUGUCUACAGUGAUCUGCCAGCUCCUGUAGCAGUUUCCGCUCACCCCAGCUCACCCACUAAGGAGCUGGACUCCAUCUUGCAGGAUCUAAUGGGUCUGGGAGAAGACGUCAGUACAGUGUCUAUUUCGGAUCCAGUGUCUUCAACGACCCCACCACCACUUACACAAAAGAAGUCUGUGAAAAGCAAAACAGAAGGUGGGCGACAGGAGAACAAGGAGAGCAGCACAGCAGGUUCAGAUGCAAAGGCCUCGACCACGAGCAAGAAAACAGACACUAUAGAUGACCUGCUGGGAGGGCUGAGCUCUGACUUGGAGAAGAUUGGCGUACGCACCAUUAACAAGGGCCACUGUGCUUCCUGCAACAAAUGCAUUGUGGGAAAGAUGAUCACAGCGCUGGGUGAAGUGUGGCACCCUGAACACUUUGUGUGUGUGGUAUGUAAGACAGAGUUGAGCACCACAGGCUUCUUUGAGAGAGAGGGGCGGCCAUACUGUGACAAAGACUACCAUCAGCUCUUCUCUCCUCGUUGUGCUUAUUGCAAGGGACCCAUUGUGCAGAACAUCCUGACAGCUCUGGACCAGACCUGGCACCCCGAGCACUUCUUCUGUACACAUUGUGGAGGACGGUUUGGACCUGAAGGUUUCCUAGAAAAGGACGGGAAGCCAUAUUGUUGCAGGGACUUCUACCACCUCUUUGCUCCCAAGUGCUCAGGCUGUGGGGAGUCAGUGAGGGAGAACUACCUGACUGCAGCCAAUGGCACCUGGCAUCCAGAGUGCUUCGUCUGCGCAGACUGUCUGAAGCCCUUCACUAAUGGCUGUUUCAUGGAGUUGGAUGGUCGACCCCUCUGUGCCGUGCAUUUCCACUCCCGGCAGGGCACUCUGUGCGGUGGCUGUGGUGAGCCCAUCACAGGCCGCUGCAUCUCUGCUCUCAAUCGCAAGUUUCACCCUGAGCACUUUGUGUGUGCCUUCUGUCUGCGGCAGCUCACCCAGGGAAUCUUCAAGGAGGAGAAAGGGAAGCCAUACUGCUUGGCUUGCUUUGACAAACUCUUUGUGUGAGACAUACAGUACAUAACGUACAAAUAAUGCAACAGAAAACAAUCAAAUACCGCGUCACUGUCAAAUGAAGUUUCUUGUCACUGUCGCCAAAUUCUUGCUCAUGGUGGGAUUUUUUAGACCUGCUCUAUAGGAAAAGUGCAAUGAGAUAACUUCUGUUAUGAAUUGGCUCUAUAUAAAUAAAACUGAACUGAAUUCAAUUGAAUUGUUGAGAUUAUAAUUUCCCCAUAGUAUGAAUGAUAAAUUAAAAUGAGGCAACUACACUUUUCUUACGUUAGAAUACAUUACAUUACAAGACUAUGUUUGCAUUGGUACAGAUGAGCAAUAAACGUUUCACUAUUUCAGUACUUCAUGGCAAACUGAGGUACCUGACAUUUUAAGUGAUUUUGGAAACCAAUAUGAUGAAUUACAAAGUAAGAGUGCGUAACAUGAAUUGUGACAUAAAUUAUUAAUAGAUUAUGUAAAAAUAUCAAGAGAAAAAAUGCUAACUUUGUAACAUAAUUAAUGACAUGGUUGUAAAACACAAGGAAAACACCUUUUUCCCACGAUAAAAACAUUGAACAAACUUUUUACAUAUGUGAGCUUUGGAUGGUUCUAAAAGGUGUGUUGCUGACACAUGAGCUAAAUUAUAUGGGAUUUCAUAUAUCAUGAUCACAUAAAAUAUAUAAAUGGAGAAAGAAAAACACAGAGGUGCAGUUUUAAUCCGUGGUUUCCAUUAAGCUAUCCUCAGUUUGCCAUAAGACUUGGCAGUCCAGAGAUACUCUCUGGCAGUAUGGAGCAGUUUGUCAGGAGCUUGUCUAUGUGGCCUGAUAGCUUGUAUUGGCAGUGACUGGCAUUGAAUCGGCGUGCCAACCUGAGUUUCCUCUUACUCUGAUUUACCAUUUGGCCUCUGGCAUGCAUUGGAUUCAAACAACCUCUUCAUUCUCCACACAGGCUCCUUUAUACGCCUAUGGAAGAUUAAUGAAGGUGGUGAUGUGAACAAAGGUGGUUUCAGAAGGAGCUCCUUCACAUCACUGCAUCUCUUCAGCAACUCACUUUGACUGUUGAGGGAUGAAUCAGCCACAACGUUUUUAGAGUAAAUUUGUUUUUGGUGAUGUACCUAGCGUGACAUUUUUGUUUUUGUUUACUCCCACUGAUAACUAAUAGUGUGGAUGAUAUGUCAAGGUGCGAUAUUUGCAGCACAGUUAAGGUGUAGAGGAAAUGUUUCAUCUAUUCAAAUGUGAGAUUUUGUUGUCAGAAUCAUGUGCAGAAUCUGCCCUUUCUCUGGGGUGAAAAUGAUUCUGCCAUCUACUGUAUUAAAUCUUUAACUGAAGCAGAGCUAUGCAUAAUUUAACAAAAUUCACAUUAACCUCUUCAUAUAUAUAUAUAUAUAUAUAAAUACUCUCGUUUUGCUUGUCUUAUAUGUGAUUUUACAGCAAGAUAUCUUGUUAGUGAUUUUUCGGCAGCCGGAUUUCAAAUAUCUGACAUCUGCAUGUCCUUGAACACAUCAUAAAGCAUAAUGGAAUAAUUAAAGCUAUGGUAUAGGAAAUCUCUAACUGAAGUAAACAAGGCUGAUUGAGGGAUAGUGGGUACACCAGUAAAUUAAACCAUACCAUACCAAACACCAUAACCUUUGAAAUAAUAAAAGUAACCAAACUUUAUAUAUUUUCUCAGUAUCCAACUCUGUAGAAUACUGAGUUCAGAAUUCUUGCCAUGUCAAACUGUAUCUUAUCAAACAUUGUCUUAUCUUCACAUGAACACUUGUUACUUUUGGUUGGCCCUGUAGGAAACUUUCUUCAGCUUUUCUUCAAGCCACUUAGACCUGCUGUGUGAAGUUAGUGUGUGAGUGGGAAGGGAGGUGGGCAUUAAUCAUGCUGUCAUCACUGUCAGACCAGGCCUCUCGUAGCCUCCACAGAAUAGGGACCUUGCAUCAUGGAAGAAAUGUGAAUGUAUGUUUGGUCAAAAAGCCAAGAACGUAAGUGUUUAAUGCUCUAAAAGCCUUGUGCCCAGAUUCCUACUGAACUAAUACACAUACUGUAAUGUUAAAUGUUAAAUAUGUUCACACCUGAGAGAUUUGCAUUUUUGUGUUAUAAGAUACAAGAGGAAGUGCACGUUCCAGAAUGAAACAUAGAACAACAACAACUUGGAUCUGAUAUGAGACCUUGGCAUGUGACACAAUUGUAAAAUUUCACAUUGUGACAUGACUUGAGGGAUGAUUAUAGUCAUUCUAGUAUUAAAAAUGUUUCUUCUUGCACCA
Siniperca chuatsi (mandarin fish) is the source of this 3565-nucleotide messenger RNA. It is a transcript of the gene lpxn, whose product is annotated as leupaxin. The record is from RefSeq and is a predicted model, not a curated record. NCBI's taxonomy places the organism in Eukaryota, Metazoa, Chordata, Actinopteri, Centrarchiformes, Sinipercidae. Gene Ontology annotation, biological process: muscle structure development; actin cytoskeleton organization. Gene Ontology annotation, cellular component: Z disc; adherens junction; filamentous actin. Gene Ontology annotation, molecular function: muscle alpha-actinin binding; actin binding. The transcript has 9 exons. Bases 121 to 1332 code for a protein of 403 amino acids.